AUGCACGUUUCUACCGUUGCUGCUCUUGCUAUCGCCGCGGCGGCGGCGCCUUCUUUGACAUCUGCCGUGCCCGUCGAGGCGAGAGGUAGCAUUGAUGCUCACACCAUCGACCAGAGCAUCCAACUUGCUACCCAUGCUGCGAAUGCCGUCCCUUAUGUCAGGAACACCUGGGACAAGGUCUUCCACAAACGACGCGACUUUCAUCACGAACCUGUGACUCGGAGCGUCUCUUCCGGUGCUAUCAAGGAUGGUAUCGAAAUCGUGAAUGGCGCGGCAAACGCAGUUCCCGCAGUUCAAAAUGCCUGGAACUCCGUGUUCCACAAGCACCGGGACCUUGACGAUCUUGUAGCACGAAGAGUCACUGCCGGUCGCAUCAAGGAUGGCCUCGACAUCGUCAAUGGCGCGGCAAACGCAGUUCCAGCGGUUCAAAACGCCUGGAACUCCGUAGCCCACAGGCACCGGGACGUUGACGAUCUCAUAGCACGAAGAGUCGCUGCCGGUCACAUCAAGGAUGGCCUCGACAUCGUCAAUGGCGCGGCAAACGCAGUUCCAGCGGUUCAAAAUGCCUGGAAUUCCGUAUCCCACAAGCACCGUGAGUAUUACGAGCCUUUGGCUCGCAGAGUCUCUGCCGGCGCCAUUAAGGAUGGCAUCGAAAUCGUCAAUGACGCUGCCAACGCUGUUCCUGCUGUUAAAAAUGCCUGGGAUUCUGUUUUCCACCACAAGCAGAGGGAUUUAGAUGAGCUCAUGGCUCGCACAAUCACUGCUGGUGGGAUCAAGGACGGCAUCGAGAUUGUCAACGAUGCGGCGAACGCAGUUCCUGCUAUCAAGAAUGCUUGGGAUUCUGUGUUCCACAAGCAACGUGAAUUCGACGAACUCAUGGCGCGCACGAUUACUGCUGGUGAUAUCAAAGACGGCAUCGAGAUUGUCAACGAUGCUGCGAACGCUGUGCCGGCGAUCAAGAACGCUUGGGAUUCCGUCGUCCACCGCCACCGCUCGCUCAAUGAGCUCGACUGA
This is a messenger RNA of Sparassis crispa, 1014 nucleotides long. RefSeq lists its product as hypothetical. NCBI's taxonomy places the organism in Eukaryota, Fungi, Basidiomycota, Agaricomycetes, Polyporales, Sparassidaceae. The transcript has 5 exons. Bases 1 to 1014 code for a protein of 337 amino acids. The record is from RefSeq and is a predicted model, not a curated record.